AUGUCAACACAGCAGUUCCAGUAUCCUAAAUCUUAUUAUCAGCUGGAGCCAUACCCAUACCAGCAACAACAACACAUGAACGGAACCGGAGGACAGACCCAAGGUCUGAACCAGACCCAGCAGCCUGCUGGCCAGUCUCAAGGACAACCAAUGUCCCAACUGCAGUUACUUUCUCAGUACCAGCAGCACCCUUACGGGCUGUACUACAACCCAGGCCAGCUUCCUAUGCAACAGAUGCAGCAGCCUCAACCUCAGCAGCAGCAGUACCAACAGUACCAACAACAACAGCAGCAGUCCCAGCAGCACCAGCAGGGUACUCAGGGGUCUGACUACUCGUCGCACUACCCUGGUUACUCUAGCAGCUCGGCGCCUUACAACCAGUACCCUGUUUAUCAGCAAGGUCAACAGCAUGCUCCACAGGGCCAGGUUUACGGUGCUCCUGCCAACCAGUCUGCUCAGCAGGCACCUUCUGGUUCCACCUCAUCCACGGCGCCUUCCGUUCAGUCGGGACAGCCACAGCCAGGUUCCGUCUCUGCUGCCACUACCGGUGCACCAGCGUCCACCAAGGGCUCUGUGUCGUCUGACUCAUUGGGCGGUAAUGCCAACUCUGCAGUUGGUCAAUACCAGCCUCCAGGCAUUCGUCCUCGUGUAACCACCACCAUGUGGGAAGACGAGAAGACCUUGUGUUACCAGGUUGACGCCAACAAUGUGUCGGUGGUGCGUAGAGCUGACAACAACAUGAUCAACGGUACCAAGCUUUUGAAUGUCGCCCAGAUGACGCGUGGUCGUCGUGACGGUAUCUUGAAGCUGGAGAAGGUUAGACACGUUGUUAAGAUUGGUUCCAUGCACUUGAAGGGUGUGUGGAUUCCUUUCGAACGUGCUUUGGCUAUGGCCCAACGCGAGGGCAUUGUUGACUUGUUGUAUCCUUUGUUUGUCAGAGACAUCAAGAGAGUCAUCCAGACCGGCGUUACCCCAGCUGCCCUGGGUAACUCCAACUCUGGUGCUACUUCAAACGCGAAGAACACCCCUCUCGUCGCCAACUCCAACAGCACUUACCCAUCGACCUCCACUUCUGGUGGUGGCGCCGCCGCUGCUGGUGGUUCGUCCAACCCUAAUGUCGGUUACUACUCUCAGUACCCAUCUCAGUACCCUCCAGCAGGUGGCGCUAGCUCUGGCUCUGGUGGUGGUGCCGCUGCCGCUUCCAGCUUAGGUGAGUCGUCGUCGGCUGCUCCUCAACAGCAGGGCCAACAGGUCGGUCAGCAGCUGAUGUACCCAUACUCGCAGCCAUAUUUUAACCAGUACUACUCCUACGGUCAAGGCUCUGGUUCUGGCGGCGCUGGCUCCUCGGGUUACUCCUCUUACUCUGCUCCAAUGUACUCGUCAUACGGCUACAACCAAAUGCCUGGUCAGCAUCAACAGGCGCCUUACCAGGCUCAACAGGUCCACCAACAGGCUCACCAACUGCAAGCGCAGCAACUGCAGCAGCCUCUGGGCCAGCAGGGCUCUCCAGUCGACGAUAAGAAAGCCGAUUUGAAGGGUGAAGCCAAAAAGUGA
Candidozyma haemuli is the source of this 1554-nucleotide messenger RNA. It is a transcript of the gene EFG1, whose product is annotated as KilA-N domain-containing central transcriptional regulator EFG1. The record is from RefSeq and is a predicted model, not a curated record. Lineage: Eukaryota; Fungi; Ascomycota; Pichiomycetes; Serinales; Metschnikowiaceae. Gene Ontology annotation, molecular function: sequence-specific DNA binding; DNA-binding transcription factor activity. Gene Ontology annotation, cellular component: nucleus. Gene Ontology annotation, biological process: positive regulation of transcription by RNA polymerase II. The transcript has a single exon. Bases 1 to 1554 code for a protein of 517 amino acids.